Messenger RNA from Glarea lozoyensis ATCC 20868, 3480 nucleotides. RefSeq names its product Ankyrin repeat-containing protein. Gene Ontology annotation, molecular function: protein binding; glycerophosphocholine phosphodiesterase activity. Bases 1 to 3480 code for a protein of 1159 amino acids. Lineage: Eukaryota; Fungi; Ascomycota; Leotiomycetes; Helotiales; Helotiaceae. Gene Ontology annotation, biological process: glycerophospholipid catabolic process. The transcript is spliced from 4 exons. The record is from RefSeq and is a predicted model, not a curated record.
AUGAAGUUCGGACGCAAUCUACCCCGAAAUCAGGUGCCAGAAUGGUCUUCCUCAUAUAUCAACUACAAAGGCUUGAAAAAGCUCAUUAAAACUGCUUCUGCGGUAUACAAGCUCGGCAAGGACGUCAAUCUCGCUGAAAUUCUUUUCUCGCUUGACCGAAACCUCGAAGAUGUGGACGCAUUUUACAAUAAGAAGUUUGGAGAUGCCUCCCGGCGAUUAAAGCUAUUACUGGAACGCUAUGGCUCCUCGAAACAGAGUCUGGAAGAACUCGAUCAAACCGAAAUUGAGGAGUUAAUGAGCGCUCUACUGGAGCUUCGUGGCCAACUUCGGAAGUUACAAUGGUUCGGCGAGGUCAAUCGACGGGGUUUUGUCAAGAUUACCAAGAAACUAGACAAAAAGGUCCCGAACGUCUGCGCCCAGCAUAAGUACAUUGCUUCCAAGGUGGAUCCGAAACCGUUCGCUACAAACGCGGCUCUAGCGGAGGCCGUGAAAACGAUAAAUGACUGGCUUGAGGUCUUAGGAGAUACUAAAGGGAAGGAUGGUACUACCCCAGUCCAGGCAGCUCACACUGUCAAGCGCACAUCGUCAAGGUCUAUCAUCAACUUGCCGAACGGACUUCUCGAUAUCGUCGACCAAGCUAUUCGCAAUGACGAUGUUCCCAUUCUCAAAGAGGCCCUUGCCGAAGUCAGUUUCGAGCCUCACGAUGCAGGAAUGCAAAAGUUGCUAGUCAAUCUUCUUCAAAGAUCUAUUUCGAGCCGAUCACGUCAAUGCAUUGGCUUUCUUUUGACAGAUAUCAAAUCUCUAGACGAGACGGAUGACAUCAAUCAUCGUAAUUGUUUACAUCGCUUGGUUAUUUCCAUUGGUAGAUCCAAAACGAAUCCUCAACUUACCAAAUCCCUUGAGCUCGAUUCUGAGCGCAUGCGAUUUCUGACCCCUGCGGAAUCACCUCUGUUGGGUCCUGAACGUUGCGAAAUCCCCGAAUCUACACUUCUAAGCAUCAACGACGAGUCGGUAACCCUCUUGAUUUACCUUCUCGAUAAACUUCUACCCCACCAAAGAGCUGCAUUGUCCAGCAAAGACUCGUACGACCGCUUACCUCUUCACUACGCUGCAGAGUACGGAUUCGUCGUGGUUUGUGAAGUCGUCAUGAAGUACAUGCAGACGUGGGGUCAGUUCAGUGUAGAACAUGGCAUCGAUGCUCCUGAAUGGCAAGACAAAGAGGGACUCGCGCCUCUACAUCUGAGCGUCAUUGGCGGCCAUACUCUGACCACUGCAGCCCUCCUCAGAGCGGAGAAUUGGCAGGGUUCCAGAGACCAAAAGGCUGCAAUGAGACGGGAUAUUUCGAAGUCCAGCGCAGUUCUUGCGCUUGCCACGAAAUCAAAUUUUGCCCAAAUCGUACAGCUUCUUGUUAAUGCAGGGGUGGAUAUCAACUGGCAAGAUGAAACUGGCGAGACUGCCUUGCAUGUUGCUGCUCGUUUUGGUCACGAUGAAUGUGCGAAGGCGCUAUUGAGCGGUACUGCUGAUCAAAGAGCUGAUGUCGAACUUGCGGAGAAUUCAUUCUCAUGGACCCCUCUGCAUAUCGCUUGCGUCGACGGUCAUCAAUCUAUAGUUGAGCUUCUCAUUGCAGCUGGUGCAGAUAUCAAGCGACAAGAUGCGUCUGGUUGGACCGCCAGGGAACACGCUGCAUUAAGAGGGCACCUUAAAAUCGCCGAUAUCCUCUUGCAGGCUUCGUUAGAAAGACUUUCGACAGGGUCUGAUGCUUCGUCGGGCACUAGCUCAUCUUCAUCACAUAGAGUUUCAUCGCUCGAAGCUGUGCACUCACAAAGUAGCAGUAACAGUAUCCCCAAAGCAGUGGAACCUGUCAAGUCCUUUGGUCAUCGAUAUCUGACAAAUGAAAGUCUCGUCCUUGUUAGUCUAGGUUCCAUGGAUAUGAGGAAAGAUCUCCCAGCCGUGAAGCUUGAUAAGAUUCCAAUGGCCCAGGCACAUUCUACCCAACUGGACACUGCGCUUUCUGUCAUUGUUACUGCAAAGGGAGCCCAGGGUGAGCCAACGAUCAUCGAUCUUCCAGUCCAAGACAAUAUUUCAACAGAGCCAAUCAUGUUUUCCACCGCGGACGUUUCGGCAGUCAAGCUUUACUUUGACAUCGUCCCAACUUACGCCGGAAUUCAGGAGCAUAAGGUUGGUCGUGGGGUGGCCAUCUUAGCCAACAUGAAACAAGCAAUUGGCUUGAAGCGAAUGAACUUGCAAGGAGACGUGAGCGUCCCAAUCAUGAGCACUGACCUGGAAGUGAUUGGCAGCGUCAACUUCAACUUUCUCAUCAUUACACCAUUCAGCCACCCAAAUAUGGGAGUCACUGCGAAACAAACGUACUGGAAGGAAAUGACGUCGACUAUGGUCAUAGGACACCGAGGUCUCGGCAAGAACGUCUCUUCAAACAGGUCUUUGCAAUUAGGAGAAAACACGCUACAAUCUUUCAUUGCUGCGGCCAAUCUCGGCGCCAACUAUGUGGAGUUUGACGUUCAGCUUACCAAAGAUCUUGUCCCCGUUAUCUACCACGACUUUCUCGUUAGCGAAACGGGAAUCGAUGCUCCAGUUCACACUUUGACGCUUGAACAGUUCCUUCAUGUCAAUGAUGGUACGCCACGCCCUUCUAGACCGCCUUCCCCGCCGAAAGAAAAGGAUAACCCGGCUUUCAAGGUUGUUCGCGGCGCAGAUCGUCAACGAUCGCUAUCCCUCGGGAAUGCUAUACCUGAGGACGAGAUGCCUGAGCGAAUGAAGCACACUCGUGACUUCAAAGCCAAGGGCUACAAAGCCAAUUCCCGCGGAAACUUCAUUCAAGCACCAUUUACGACGCUCGAGGAGAUGUUUCUUAAGCUGCCAGAGAACGUUGGCUUCAAUGUCGAGAUGAAGUAUCCUAUGUUGCACGAGUCGGAAGAACAAGAAAUGGACACAUAUGCGGUUGAGCUAAACAGCUUCGUGGACACUGUAUUGACGAAAGUAUACGACCUCUGCAAAAAGCGAAAGAUCAUCUUUAGCAGUUUCAACCCGGACAUUUGCCUUCUUUUGAGUUUCAAACAGCCGAAUAUGCCAGUACUCUUCUUGACUGAUGCUGGAACGCACAAGGUUGGUGAUAUUCGGGCAAGUAGUUUGCAAGAAGCCAUUCGCUUUGCCAGUCGCUGGAAUCUUCUUGGUAUUGUCAGCGCUGCCGAGCCACUAUGUAACAGUCCACGGCUUGUGCGUGUGGUAAAGGAAAAUGGCCUUGUUUGUGUCAGCUACGGGAGUCUGAAUAAUGAUCCUCUCAAAGUUCAGGAGCAAGUUAACGAGGGCAUUGAUGCGGUCAUCGUGGACAGUGUGCUCAAGAUCCGAAAUGGUCUUACCAAAAACUCGAAGCCAGCCACUUUGACUGUACCACAACCACUUCCGACCCCAAAAGCCGACAUUAUUAAUGAUGUGGGCGUAAAGGACACGAUUUCGCUUUAG